Belonocnema kinseyi is the source of this 402-nucleotide messenger RNA. RefSeq names its product regucalcin-like. NCBI's taxonomy places the organism in Eukaryota, Metazoa, Arthropoda, Insecta, Hymenoptera, Cynipidae. Gene Ontology annotation, biological process: L-ascorbic acid biosynthetic process. Bases 1 to 402 code for a protein of 133 amino acids. Gene Ontology annotation, molecular function: gluconolactonase activity; calcium ion binding. The record is from RefSeq and is a predicted model, not a curated record. The transcript has 3 exons.
AUGAGUCCCGAUGCGACAGGGAAAAAUGGUGUCGCCUUUGACUUGGAAUUCUGGGCGCGUAGCCAGCGACCUCCUCUCUAUAAUAAUCAUGCCAUGUUGGGUCGUAUGACAAUUGAUACAAAGGGUCGGCUCUGGGUGCCUCUUCAUGGAGGUUCACAUGUCCUUCAAAUUAAUCCACGUUUUGGCGAAGUGAUGCAAGCUAUUCGUAUACCUGCAGUCAAAGUGACCGCAUGCGUUUUCGGAGACCUUUACUCAAAUGCUUUAUAUGUAUCUACACUAGCAUUUGGUGCUAACGAAAAAGCUCCAGCUGGCGAUCAGGGUGGUAGCAUUUUCAGAAUCACCCAACUUAACGGAGACGUGAAUGGACAUGCUGCAUGGCCAUUCGUGAUAUAUUCGUUAUAA